Messenger RNA from Porites lobata, 10006 nucleotides. Lineage: Eukaryota; Metazoa; Cnidaria; Anthozoa; Scleractinia; Poritidae. The record is from the annotation of a GenBank genome assembly.
AUGAACUAUUUGUAUGGAAUGGAUUAUGUGACAUGCAUUUUGUUGGUGAAAAGAAAAUUCAGGUUAAUAAAUUUUUUAACCUGGGUAGAUUUAUUUCCUUUGUCUCUUAACCUUGCAUUUAAUUAUUCAUGAACUGGGCUUUAAUAAUAGGAGGCAAAGAAAAUUGAGUAAAUUAGAAGGGGUUUUAAAAAACUGAAUUUAAUUUUGCCUUCAAUACAUGACUUGUAGCUAUUCAAAAAAUGAUUUCUUAUAAGGUCCAUCAAGUGACUUUUCAUCUCCAUAUUGUUUUCAAUUCCUCCCUUCAUUUUUCCCCUCGCUUAAGUUGUUUAGAUUUCAAUUUUCAAUUUUCAAUUUUCUCAAGAAAAACAAACUGGAGUUAAUCAUCGGCUAAAGAAAAUACGGCCGUUGCAGUUGUGAUAGAAAUUUGAAUAAUUUACAAAUUAACCCGGAAAAUUUUUAUCGACACAAGCCGGAAGGAAAGAUGAGAAAACCAUCAGAAAUCUCCCUUAAUGCAAAUUCUUAACUGAUUAUCACUCAAGCUUCCUUACACAAAGCUUCUUGAUAAGAAUGCGAUGUCUUUCUUAAGAUCAAUUUCAGCGGGCGUGCAAAAUUUCCGUCAUUCAUAAAGACACAUUUUACCAGGCGGAAAUCGGAUCUUCGCAUCUGCCAAUAUCGUACUUCCCCCACCCAAUGAAAAGGGAAACAUUUGGAGCCGCCCAUUCAGCCUUUCAGCAAACGUAUCCUUUGGAAGGAUUUCACUUGGAGAGCAAAUGCACCACAGUAGCGCAUUCAUACUCGUAUACGAAGGCAGAUCAUGAAUCUUACGAUCCAUUUUCUUCGGUUAUUUCAGAAUGAAAAUUGAAAUUAAUUACUAGUUAAUGGCAGAAUAAAAAUCCCAAUGGCGGAUCAUUCCAAAGUUACGAACGCACCUAUCACGGCACCAUAGGAACCCAUCGGAUUAUCCCCAAAUUCCCACAUUAACGUCUGGCCUGAUUUUUUAUUUCAAUUAUGUAUACAAUUAUCUAUGGCUUGUUCACAAUAUCACAUUAGAUGCAUCGCGUGAUCUUAGAAUAGUCGCUUGUCUAAAUUUAACUUUGGUCACGCUACGUCGCGUUUGAUUGAUGGCAUCUCCAAACUCGUGACCUUUCUACGGUGAUACGCCCCAUUAUUUUUCGAAGUAUGUAGUUGCGUCUGAAGAAACUAGAAUGGCCCUGGAAAAGUCCUCGCCUUAGUUGAUGCGCGUGGAUUCGUGCCUUUAGUACCUUUUCUUCCACAAGAGGCAUCAGUUUGGGCUGCAGGUAUUUGACAAUUAUUAUAAUUGAUAUCGCGUGACUGUACCGUCUGUCUAGACUGAUCAUCUCGUCUCUAACACUAACACUGCCAUGUUUGUUUCAGGAAUGCAGAGGAAUACAAACCUUCCACUGAUCUGACUAGCGCCUGGUGAAUUGAUUUAUAUCCUAAAGGACCUUGAAGCGUAAUAAUUCAUAUAAGCGACGAAAAGUCUUUCACUUAGAAGAUCUUAGAAAAGGUGAGCUGAACGAGAGUGUUGUUGUCCUAGCACAUUUGCAGGUUCCGAUCAUAGGAUGGUGUAGUUUCUCCUAAGUAAAGAGGUAUGAUAAUAAAGGCUGAUAAAAGCAACUCAAAAUAUUUCUUCUUAGUUUAAUUAUCAGUCAGUUGUUUGCCUUAAAACAGCCGCUGUUGGCCAGUAUCCGAGCACUUGAAGGCUGCAUGUUCUGUUCUUUCGAGACAAGUGAUCAAUUCGUGGUUAGGAGAAGUUCGUUUCUUAGUCGUCCUCACUGGCCUCCUCUCUUGGUCCUUCUUGAGCCUAAACGACCUUUUGUCGGAACUGUUUAGUUUAUUUCAUUUUUAACUCCUGUUGGUGACAAUGUUUGGGUAGUUUCUUUCGGAGUUACACUACCACUGCCGAAAAUUCAAAUUGAAAUGGUAGCAGCAGUAACAGACACGCAUUUCUUGUGUAUGUAUGUGGUUCCUCACUUUGACUUUUUUUGUUGACAAUAAAACUUGAGACGUUUGUGAAUUUAAUCGUCUCUCAUUAAAGCGAAUAUUAAGAGAACUGAGUAUUAGCAAAGGAAAUCGAAACUGAACAGGAAAGUUCAAAUUGGCAUAUCAAAAGUGAAAGAGGAAGUUUGGUUUGUAAUGUAAUCCGAGCAUCGACGAUCAGCAGUGCAAACACUCUUGAUUGAUUCUUGUCAAGAGAUUUUUUUCCUACCCGCUUUGUAAGGUCAAAAUACUUGCUUCUGUUUUUUUUGGUUGGACUUUUUAGUUGGUGGAACCAAAUUAGCCUCACAGGGAAAAAAGAAAUCAUUCUACAAAUUGACAUUAUAAAAUUACACUCUCAACGGUAUUGAAGGAUCUCCCGACUCCUUUUGGCAAAGUAGGCAAGAUAGAGAGCUGUCAUAAAUUGAAAUUCUAUUCAACAGAUGAUUUGUACAGCACCCCUCUGCGUGAUGUAAAUUUUGAAAAGUCUUGCAAAAAGAGAAAAAAAUUUAUAUGAAAUUAAUUUGUUUAAGAACAUUAUCAAUUCUCUGUUUACAGCUGGGUUAUUUUAGGACCUAUCUCACGCUCUCUCGAAAGGUCAAACUUCAAACAUUUUUGGAGCUGUAGGGUUCUUUUCCAAGUUAGAUAUCAAUAGAUAGCUAGCUCAAUCGGAAGAAAACGCUUAGUGGUCGCGUUUGAUCACAUUUUUUUAGCUACCGCGACUUGCCUCUGCCUCCAAAUGUGCAGACUUACUGUUUUUCUUGUUUCAAAAUGGCGGUAACAAAACAGAAAUUACAAAACCUAAAUCGUAAAAUUGAUCUUGAUGUUUAUUGCUACAGCUUUAAAGUAAUCUCCACUGAAAGUCCUUCCACUAGAAAAUUUGGGACAGUUUACGACUUCUUACUCAUUUCUCACUACUUUUCCCAGUUCUAGGUUCAGAAUCUAAAAUAACGUUUUUGGCCUUUUGAUGGUUGGCAACUUUCAACAUAAGUAAAACUUUAGCUCCUGUUUGGCUAUAAUGAUCUAUGUCUUACAGGAUUACUGUGAUGGCUUCUGCUCCAACAUUAGCUCCAUCCACCAAGGAGACGACUAAUUACGCAAGAUUAUGUCGCCUUUUAGUAGAUGGAGGCACCAAGGCCUUGAGAUACAUCUUUGACAAGUUCCACUCCCCAGCAAACUUGUUUACCGUUUUGAAAGCUGGUUCUCCAGAACAUUCAACUCUGCAAUCCCUUAAAAAGAAGAGAAUCAUCAAUGCUACACAAUGGGGUAAACUGUAUCCCUCUCCCCCCUCAUCUGUGACAUCAGAAGACUUUGACAUCACCUUACUGAUGGUGCUACUGAGGAACAUCUGUGGUCUGACUGCUCCUGCCACAGGCUGGGAUAGUCUGCCAUCUGCUUCAGACACGAGUUUUGAGGCUAACAUAGCCAGAGUAAAGUACUAUAGGAACUCGGUCUAUGGGCAUGGCGAGCAGGCGUCCGUGGACGAUCCAACAUUUAAUUUAUUGUGGAAUGAUAUAAGUGCCGCACUAGUUACACUUGGUGUAGAUGCAGCUGCUAUCACAAGACUAAAAACUGAGACUAUGGAUCCAGACGAGGAGAAGCAUUACCGAGAACUGUUAAAAGAAUGGAAGAAAGACGAAGAUAACAUUAAGGACCAACUUAAUACAAUGGAAGGUAUUAACUAAUAAAGGUUUUGAAGUGUUUUUUAUAGUACUAAAUAGGUUUCUUCUUUCCGAGCUUAACUUUACUAUAUGAUUAGAAGAAGGUGUGGGUGGGGCUGAAAUAAAAGCUUAGAAUUAGACAAAAUAAACUUUUCCCUUAAAAAAAAAAAAAACACAUUUAACAACCAUAAACCAACAUAUGAAGAAUUACAAACAGGUUCAAUUUUACUUCUUAAGGCUGUGAUUCUGUGACUGAGCGAGUUUCAGUGAUGUGAACUUAACACACAAAAAAAACAUAAAUUAAGUAGUUGUUCAUUCAAACAAAAUUUGUUUGCGACAAAUAAAGUGUGCACGAAUCGCUGGCGAGUUAGUUGUAUUUUAGCAAUUAUUGGACCUGGCUUCGUUUGCUCUGAAGAAUUAAGCAAUCCCAGGCGGAUAACUCUCUCCGAGAUCUGCAUAAUUCUUCAGAUCAUACUCAGCCAUAUUCAAUAAUUGCUAAUUAUCUCAGCUGACAAGUUGGACACUGAUUUUUGUGUUUACUGAUUUUCUUUUUUCAGUUAAACUCAGAGAGCAGAUGAAAAGUGAACUGGGUAACAUGAGCGAGAAGCUAGGGGCUAUGAGAAAUUCCGUUACGGAGGAUGGAGGUCAGUUUCCAAAGAAAUGAAGCUAAAUUUAACAAUUCUUUGAGUCAGGCGAACUUUAAUAAUGUUUUAACGAAAGGAAUUUCAAAUUUUAUGGCUUUUUAAGUGUUCUGUGAGAAACAAACCAUAUCAUUUUCUUUUUAGAUGAAUUCAGAGAACAGAUAAAAAGUGAAAUCAGAAAAAAAAAUAGCGAGAAGAUAACGGAGGAAGAAGGUCAAUUCCGAAUGUUAAUUCCAUAACUUGGACACCCUUUCUUUUGAUUACAUCUUUCAAUCAGCUUUUGCUAAUAUGAUCACAAGUAUGGAGAAAACUGCCACUUAGAAGCUUAAAUAGUCUUUGAAAUUUCAUAACUUCAGUAAAACCGGAGUCCGGAAAAGGAACAAUAGGAAAAGGAAGCGGAAGAGGAACUGGUAGAGGCCGCAGAAUAACAAGCGGGAACCGAUUUAAGCCGGACAGAUAGACAUCAUAUAUGUUGACUGAAUUUAAAGUGCCCAUCACCUAAAAUUUUUUAUUUUGUUACCUGAUACUACACAUCAUUAAAAUAACUUCUGCGAAAAAAAUUUUUACAUUUGAACUAAACGCGAUUUUUUUACACAUUUUUGCGGUACACCCCCGCCACUGAUCGCACAAACUAGCAGGCUCGCAGAUGACGUCAUGUGACGUAAAUUAAGGAACUCGCGUAACCUUUCCUUGUAAAUUUGAACGUUUUCCAAAAAUUCAAAAAACAUCGUAUUUUGUUCAAAUCGCAAAUUUUUUUCGCAGAAGUCAUUUUAAUAAGGUUUAGUUUCAGACAAGAAAAUAAAAUAUUUUAGGUGACGGGCACUCUAAUUCUCAUAUAACUUUAAAAUAAAUUGUACAAAAAAAAAAAAAGAAAAAAACCGCGUAAAAAAUUAACAUUUGUACGAAGAAAUAUUUAUCGUUGGCUUCAAUAAGGGUAUGUUACACGAGGUGAUUUGCAACGACGAAUCAUCGGGUAACAAUAUUGUAACAAUUAAUGUUGCGACAAUUCGAAACGUUUUCGAAACAUUGUUUUUUAACACUCAAAACCGUCGCUGGGAAUCAUCCCGUGCAAUAUCGCCCUUAGAUUGCGAUCUUUUCCUCCCUUUACCUCCAUACGUCUCUUGAAGGAAGGGAGGGACAAUACAUUAAUUUUCAGCGUUGGAUCACGUUCAAACGAGUCGCCCAGUGGCGCUGGGUUGCCAAAAAAACUUCAGGAUUGUUGGAAAGAUAUAUUGUACGGUAAUACAACGUGAAGUUUACCAGAAGAGACAGCCGAUAGCUUUAAUUAAGAAGGUAGUACCCCCGUCUCAUCCCAAAUAAGGGUACCAGCCCCACCUCUGGUCUCAUUAAACUGAUUGCAUUGAUUGUGGAAAUGAAAACGUGUGACGUGUUAAAAGUUUAGAAAGGUUAAUUAGAUUCACUUCGUAAUUACGCUUGCAUCUUACGAUCCUGAAAAUCUUAAAGAUGUUACACAUCACCAGAGUUUCUAUCACGUCCGCACGUUACAUUUCGUUCACAAUACAUAUAUAGCUAAAAAAGGUUAGAAUCAUCUACCAUAGCUUAGUUUAAGAUUCGCUCAAGUACCUCAUUUGUCUCACUACUAGCUGUUCCCAUGCUCGAUUCAGAACUUAUAGUAUAUCUCAAAUCACAUCCUCUUCUUUCAAAAUCUCACUUGCCAGCUCGGGGGCAACUUUAUUAAUUUACUUGUGUGGUCGUCUAUAAAUUUCGGAUAGACAGAAAACGAACUGACCACCCGCUCAAAAUCACUUAAAAGAAAACAGCCAUCUUGAUCUGAAAUGGAGGCGUCGUCGUCACUAUCUGAAGGCUAGAAGACGGCUGGAGGCUGUUAAUGAAGUGUCUCCCCACGGUCGAUUAAUUCUUUUCAUCUCAAUUCUUGGUAUUGCUAUUUGUUCUUAUUGCGUUGUUGGCUAAAAACCAUCUCUGCUUUUAUAGGAAGCUGUAUUUUAUGUCUUAUAUCCUACCAGAAUAUGAUCGUUUAUUUCAAGUCUUUUUCCGGUUCCUGUUGCUAUUCCCGUUCCUGUUUUGAAUUUCAGAUUUUUAUUUCCUAGUUUUCCAGACAUCCACUUUAAAUUGUCCUUAAUGAAAGGUGUGUGAUGACAGUUUAGUUUUGCUUAGUAUAUUCUUCUUCCUGACAGAUAGAACAAGAAAACACAUCAGCGAGGCGCUGAAGACUUUUGUCUCCUUGACCAAAGUCGAAGGUCAGUUUCCUUACACUGUAGCCCGCUAGAAAUUAAGUAUCCGUCUAAAAUAGUUGUUAAAAGCUAGUAUUGCUGAGCGCUCCGAGAUCAUUGGUCUUACAAGUGUCGCUCUCAAAAGAACACUUUCGUAUCGAAGGACCCAUAGUGCUGUAUUUAUUCGCCUUCAAUUAAAAUUGUAAUUCUUUCAGCCAGUGGGAUGGCGGAUGACAUAUCUUGAACUAGAAACAAACGCUUUAGGCUUUUUAUAGUCCGCUUUUUUUCCCGUACGAUUGUGACGUUGGAGCCAGCCAUAUCAGUAGCUUGCGUGGCAGGCGCAAAAGGGGGAGGGGGGAGGAAGAAAAGCGCAUCCUUCCCUUUUUCCCUUCCUCCCAAUCACCUACCCCUUUCGAUGCCAUCUACGAAGGUUACCUACUAGCAUGGUGGCCAUAUUGGUUUUAAGUGUAUGGAGGUGUCGCCCAACUUUUUAAAAUAGUUUUCAGCGAGUUUUUUUUUUAUUUUGCAGCACCACACACCACACUCUAUCAACUACAUGGUAAAGUAGGGGAUCGAGAGAGUCCUCAAACACCCUAACCUAGAGUUCAUAAGCAGAGUCCAUUUUCCUUGAUUUUCGCAAAUUUCAGUCGUCUGCUAAAACUGUUUUUAGACAAAUAUCUACAACAAAGUUUGUUUCUCGUUUAUUCUCACAGCAGUUGGUGUGGUUGACGAGCAUAUUGAAAUCAUUCGUCAGAACUACAAACGUCAUGAGGGAUGGCUCGCGCCGUUUCCUUGGUGCGAAGACUUUCAGUUUCAGCUAAGCGAUAUUUAUACACGGCUUCGUAUGGUCAGCAGAGAGAAAAAAGCGAGAGCAACAGCGGAGAAAAGAGUUGUUGAAACGACUGAAAUCUUCAAACCCCACGAAGAAUGCAAACAACCUAGAAAAAUAUUGAUUGAAGGAAAACCAGGAAUGGGAAAGACGACAUACUGCAAUAAGGUUGCUUACGACUGGGCAAUAAACAUAAAAAACGAAGGAGAUUGCUUUCCGGAAUUUAAAUUGGUCCUUUUGCUAAAAUGCCGUGAUGUCGAGAUCGAGUCCGACCUUUGGAAAGCCAUUGAUGAUCAGCUUUUGCCAGGUGAAAUUCACCGAAAGGAAAGAGAGAAAUUCUUCGAGUUCAUUCGGCAAAAUCAAUCAAAGCUUCUACUGAUACUUGACGGAUUGGACGAGCUACCUUCGAGCAAACUGCCGGAGUUUGCCGACAUCAUACAAGGUAAAAUGCUUCCCCUAUCUCACCUUGUGGUUACCGCGCGACACGAGGCUGGAAUACCUAUAAGAAAGGUUUGUGACACUUUGCUAGAGAUUGAAGGAUUCACUUAUCAAGAUAGCGAAGAAUUUAUUCUCAAAUAUUUUGCCGGCAAAGAAGAUUUGGCCGAAAAGCUAUUGGAUAAAAUACAGAAUGAGAAAAGGCUUAAAGAGAUGACAGCCAACCCAUUAAACACUGCACUGCUUUGCCUUCUUUGUGAAGACUUUCAAGGUAUUUUACCUGAAAGUAGAACUCAGUUGUACGUGGAAGUAGUACAAUGUGUUCUUAUCAGAUACAGGAAAAAGAAAGGUCUUCCAGUCGAAAAUGAUCAGGAUUUGAUUGAAAUCUACAAAGAUCAGUUGAAACGUUUUGGCUUGAUAGCCUUAAACGGCCUGUAUGAAGACAACAUGUACUUUGAGGACAAAAAGCUUUCAAAGAAAGAUGCCGACCUACCUGGAUUUGGGUUUCUGUCAGCUCAACCCGGAAGCAGCAAACGAAGACCGUGUAUGUGCUACGGCUUUACGCAUAAGAGUUUCCAAGAAUUCUUCGCGGGACAUUAUCUUUGUUGCCUGCUUGUUAGCAAAGAAACCAGUCCUGAAAUAUUGGUCACUGACACAAGAUAUUUCCGAGAGCUAAGAGAGGUAUUGAAAUUUACCUGUGGUUUGCUUGCAGUAAGGUCUGAAGAAAGCGCAGUAGCCCUUAUAAACUGCAUAGCGAAUGAGGUAAACAAAGCUGAUGGGGAAGAAUGUUUACCUGUUGCACUUGAGUGCAUUAAAGAAUGCAAAAUUGAAAACUGUUAUUUUCAUAUAGACUUGGCACGUACAUUUGGCGCAUCUCUGGAAGUUCAACAGGCUCAGGCGCGGAAUCGCAGAGUUACAGAUGAAACUGCUGUUGCUGUUCUUGCUGCCGUGCUAGAAGCAAACACAACUCUGACAAAUUUAGAUCUCCAGGGCAAUAACAUUGGUCCUGCCGGUGCUGAGUCACUUGCUACAGCACUUAAAACAAACACAGCUCUGACAAAUUUGGAUCUCCAGGGCAAUAACAUUGGUCCUGCCGGUGCUGAGUCACUUGCUACAGCGCUUAAAACAAACACAACUCUGACAAAUUUGGAUCUGUCUUAUAGCAAUAACAUUGGUCCUGCUGGUGCUGAGUCACUUGCUACAGCACUUAAAACAAACACAACUCUGACAAAUUUGGCUCUGUCUAGCAAUAACAUUGAUCCUGCUGGCGCUGAGUCACUUGCUACAGCAUUUAAAACAAAUACUGCUCUGACAAAUUUGGAUCUGUCUUAUGGCAAUAACAUUGGUCCUGCCGGUGCUGAGUCACUUGCUACAGCGCUUAAGACAAACACAACUCUCACAAAUUUGGAUCUGUCUUAUGGCAAUAACAUUGGUCCGGCCGGUGCUGAGUCACUUGCUAAAGCGCUUAAAACAAACACAACUCUGACAAAUUUGGAUCUGUCUAGCAAUAACAUUGGUCCUGAUGGUGCUGAGUCACUUGCUACAGCGCUUAAAACAAACACAACUCUGACAAAUUUGGAUCUGUCUUAUGGCAAUAACAUUGGUUCGGCCGGUGCUGAAUCACUUGCUACAGCGCUUAAAACAAACACAACUCUGACAAAUUUGGAUCUUUCUAGCAAUAACAUUGGUCCUGAUGGCGCUGAGUCACUUGCUAAAGCGCUUAAAACAAACACAGCUCUGACAAAUUUGUAUCUGUCUGGCAAUAACGUUGGUCCUGCCGGUGCUGAGUCACUUGCUACAGUGCUCAAAACAAACACAACUCUGACAAAUUUGUAUCUGUGUUUCAAUAGGAUUGGUCCUGCCGGUGCUGAGUUACUUGCUACAGCACUUAAAACAAACGCAACGCUGACAAAUUUGGAUCUCCGAGGCAAUAACAUUGGUCCUGCCAGUGCCGAGUCACUUGCUACAGCGCUUAAGACAAACACAACUCUGACAAAUUUGGAUCUCCGGGGUAAUAACAUUGGUCCUGCCGGUGCUGAAUCACUUGCUACAGUGCUUAAAACAAACACAACUCUGACAAAUUUGCAUCUGUCUGGCAAUAACAUUGGUCCUGCCGGUGCUGAGUCACUUGCUACAGCGCUUAAAACAAACACAACUCUGAAGCAAUUAAUUUUGGGGCAUGGCAAUGACAUCAGUGAAUCUGUUUAUAAGAAAAUAAACGAUGAACUCGGUAAACGUAUCCGAUGUUAA